AUGGAUCUAGCGACAGGCGCAGCAGCAGCUGUGGCAGGCGUUGGUGCCGCAGCAGCUUACCUCGACGCCAAGUACCACAUCUCUACUGAUCUCCCCGUCAUUCGCGAGCAGAAACAGUUGGCCAAGGAAACGCAGCAACGAGCCAAGCAGAACAAACUCUCCCUCUGGUAUAAGUUCGAAGAGCAGGCAUUGAAGCUGCAAGACACACAAUGCAUAUGGUAUCGCACACAACCCGACGAACCCGUCACGACAUACACGUGGACAGAAGCAUACCAACUCAGUCACCAAUUCGGACGAUUCCUCCUCGACAAUGGUGUUCGACCGGGCGAGCUCGUGGGGACCUAUCUACAGAACUCACCUGAGUUCAUGUUCAACUUGCUGGGCUGCUGGGAGGUUGGGUGUGCUCCAGCAUUGAUCAACUACAAUCUUGCAGGAGAGGGCUUGGUGCAUUGUCUGAAAGUCGCAGACAGCAAAGUACUCUUGGUAGAUGAAGACGCCGGGUGCCAGGAACGAGUGGCAGAGUCGAAAGAGAAGAUUGAGGCUUUGGGCAUGCGCAUUAUCCUGCUUGAUGCUGCGGCCAAGGCGAAGAUCAGGACAUACUCGACAGAGCGAUUGGACAAUACCUACAGGAAUGGGGUGGUUGGACGGUUCCCCAUCUUCUUGUUCUAUACGUCAGGCACGACGGGAUUCCCCAAGGCGUGUGGUUUCGAGACACAGCGAGCAAUGGUCUUGGGUCCACCUCGGUUGCGAACCACUGGUCUAAAGCCAGGCGACGUCUGGUACGACUGCAUGCCUCUCUAUCACGGCACUGGGGGCACAACUGCGUUAGGAUGCAUGAUCACGGGCGUCACUCUUGCCAUUGGUCGCAAGUUCAGCGUCCGUAACUUCUGGAGAGACAUCCAUGACUCCAACGCCAACGCCUUCGUCUACGUCGGCGAGACAGCCCGCUACCUCCUCGCCGCCCCUCCAUCACCCCUCGACAGAGACCACAAACUCAAAACAAUGUACGGCAAUGGCAUGCGGCCAGACGUGUGGGUCAAGUUCCAAGAACGCUUCAAUAUCCCCUGCGUCAACGAAUUCUUCAACUCCACCGAAGGCAUGCUCUCCCUCCUCAACGUCUGCCGUGGCCCCUUCCACGUCGCUCACGUCGGUCACCACGGCGCCCUCCGCCGCUGGCAAACCCGCAACCACCUGAUCCCAGUAGAAAUCGACUACGAAAACGGCGACGCCAUCUGGCGAGACCCGCAAACCGGCUUCGCCAAACGAAAGCCCUACGAAGAAGGCGGCGAGAUCCUCGUCGCGUGCAAAACAGAAAAGGACUUCGUCGGAUACUGGAAGAACCCCUCCGCGACGGAAAAACGCUUCGAGCGAAACGUCUUCAAGAAAGGCGAUGUCUACUACCGCACGGGCGACGCCCUGCGCCGCGACGCCGACGGGCGCUGGUUCUUCCUCGACCGUCUCGGGGACACAUUCCGCUGGAAGAGCGAGAACGUGUCCACGGCCCAAGUCGCCGAAGUCCUAGGCCAAUACCCCGACAUCGUCGAAGCGAACGUCUACGGCGUCGAAGUGCCCGGGCACGACGGGCGAGCAGGCUGCGCGGCCCUCUACAUCGAACCGCACAAACGCGGGACGUUCGAUUACGCCGACUUUCUGCGCCAUGCGCGGAAGGGACUGCCCAAGUAUGCGUUGCCGAUCUUUCUGAGGGUGAUUAAGAGUCCGACGCCGAUGCAUAAUAAUAAGCAGAAUAAAGUGCCGCUGAGGAAGGAAGGGGUUGAUUUGGGGAAGAUUCAAGAGGGGAGUGCGGGGCCCGAGGAUGUGGUGCUUUGGGUGAGGCCUGGUGGGGAGACUUAUGUGCCUUUUACUGAAAGCGACUGGAAGGGGAUUGUUGGGGGAAAGGUGAGGUUGUGA
Messenger RNA from Zasmidium cellare ATCC 36951, 1908 nucleotides. RefSeq lists its product as uncharacterized. The transcript has 3 exons. NCBI's taxonomy places the organism in Eukaryota, Fungi, Ascomycota, Dothideomycetes, Mycosphaerellales, Mycosphaerellaceae. The coding region runs from base 1 to 1908 and encodes 635 amino acids. Gene Ontology annotation, molecular function: long-chain fatty acid-CoA ligase activity; long-chain fatty acid transmembrane transporter activity. The record is from RefSeq and is a predicted model, not a curated record.